This is a messenger RNA of Dama dama (fallow deer), 614 nucleotides long. RefSeq names its product myosin light chain 10 (gene MYL10). Gene Ontology annotation, cellular component: cytoplasm; mitochondrion. Gene Ontology annotation, molecular function: calcium ion binding. The record is from RefSeq and is a predicted model, not a curated record. The transcript is spliced from 6 exons. Lineage: Eukaryota; Metazoa; Chordata; Mammalia; Artiodactyla; Cervidae. The coding region runs from base 76 to 522 and encodes 148 amino acids.
AAUGAGGGAUGGGCAGGAAGCAGCAGGGGGUGCUGGUGCACAGUAGGAGCCCAGCUCCAGCUGGCCAUCACUCUCAUGACCAGAUGCCAGACGGCCUCCACUGAGGUCGCCGAGGCCUUCACCAUCAUGGACCAGAACCGGGACGGCUUCAUCGACAAGGAGGACCUGAGGGACACCUUUGCUGCCCUGGGCCGCAUCAAUGUAAAGAACGAGGAGCUGGAGGCCAUGGUGAAGGAGGCCCCUGGGCCCAUCAACUUCACCGUCUUCCUGACCAUGUUUGGGGAGAAGCUGAAGGGGACGGACCCCGAGGAGACCAUUCUCCACGCCUUCAAGGUGUUCGACACUGAAGGGAAAGGUUUCGUCAAGGCUGAUUUCAUCAAAGAGAAGCUCAUGACGCAGGCAGACCGGUUCAGUGAGGAGGAGGUCAAGCAGAUGUUUGCCGCUUUCCCGCCAGAUGUGUGUGGCAAUCUGGACUACCGGAACCUGUGUUACGUCAUCACGCAUGGCGAAGAGAAGGACUAGACGAGACCACGGACCCUCCCCUCCUCCAAACCCCCCACCAUUCAAAGGCAGCAAAUACUUGGAGACGGGAGGGGUGGCCUUUGAGGAGCCCC